UUAAAUUAUCAGAUAAUUGUAUGAUUCUAAUCUUUUCUGUUUAUGUUGCGAUUAAUUCUAACACUGCCCUUACUGUUUCCAACACCCCUUUUUAUUUCCAAUUUACCCGUCCUUCCCCACCAACAAUAACGGCAAUUUCAAAAUCACAAUCCACCUUCGGGUUGGCCCCCUUUCUUCCCAAUUGGCACCAAUCCUGUCCCCCAACUCAUUUUCCCCCAUGGCAAUUUUCAAAUCACAAUUGCCCAUUCACAUUUCGAGUUAACCCCUCUCCAAAUUUGCCCUUUCUUCCCCCCACUCAUUUUCCCCCAUGCCAAUUUCCAAUUCACAAUUGACCCCCAUCCCUCUUCCACUUCCAAUUGGCCCCUUCUUUCCCCACAUCCCCACACUCCAAGACAAUUUUCAAACCAAAGUUGCACUACCAUCCUUUACCCGCAAUCGACAAUUUCAUUCACCCAUACAUAUUCUCUCAUCAAAUGACAAUUUACCAGAUGCAAUUCUUUGCUUUUUUCCAGUUACUUUUUUUUGAACCAUCUACUUGAUCCUUCUCAAUAUGUCUAUUUCUUUGAAGUAAAAAACCUUUUUUCUAUACAUACUACGACUAUGUACUCUUUUUUUAUAGGUUAGUUUUCACCUUUGAUGUCAUUAACUUUUAAAAAAAAUAAUCCUUGCGUUUAUGGCGUGUCUGUAGUAUAGCGUGUCAAGGCAGCUUGAAAAUUUUACUUAUUAUCAUUAUUUUUAUUGUGUAUAUUUUUAGUAAAUAUUGUCAAACUAAACUAAAAAUUAUUUACUUUUGUCAAUUUAGUGGAUAAUGUACAAACAUACGUCUUUAAAAUUAAUUCUUUUUUUGCUUUGUUGAGUUUUAUGUGUUUAUAUAAUAUUUACUUUCAACAUUUAAUUGUAACAGUUGAAAAUUAAGUCAACGAUUAAAUUUUUUAAUAAUGUU
This is a messenger RNA of Galdieria sulphuraria, 943 nucleotides long. RefSeq lists its product as uncharacterized. The record is from RefSeq and is a predicted model, not a curated record. Bases 21 to 332 code for a protein of 103 amino acids. The transcript is spliced from 2 exons. NCBI's taxonomy places the organism in Eukaryota, Rhodophyta, Bangiophyceae, Galdieriales, Galdieriaceae.